AUGCUGUUAAAUUUCCACGCUAGGAUUGAUAUAGUUGACACUGAAUCAGAUAAUCCGAUGCAUAUUGCAGUAUCAAUGGGACAUGCUGACAUCGUGAAGCAAUUAUUACGAGCGAACAAAGACAGAUUGGAACUGGACUGUUUUUCUCGUGAUACUAGUGGACCAAACGAGAAUGUAGAUAUACGUCAGAUGACUAAUGCUCAAAAUAAAAAACCAGUCGAUAUCGCCUUGCGCCAACGCUGCCCUGAAAUCUUAAGGGUUAUUGGGUCAGAUUUCACGGAAAAGCAUGAAGUAUCACGAUAUUCAUAUCAUCGUCUGCAUCCUGCUCGAUUGGUAUUGGAAGAUAUUGAAAAUCUUCGAGGAAAUUCAAUGAAUGGAGCAAACAAUGACAUGAUCACAAGCCUCUCAAGCUCUAACGGUAGCGAUGAUACAACUUCGUCUGAGGAGGACCUAUCAGCAAUGAUAUGCAAUCAGAGAUACUCAGAUAGUAAGAAUUUGAAAUACAAAUAUAUUCAUAAUAACUUAAACGAGACAGCACCUCCCUCAAACACUGCCGAUUCAGCACCGGAUGAAGAUUUCGAAAAGGAUAAGGUAUUGUUUAAUUUAUAA
This is a messenger RNA of Trichobilharzia szidati, 609 nucleotides long. The record is from the annotation of a GenBank genome assembly. NCBI's taxonomy places the organism in Eukaryota, Metazoa, Platyhelminthes, Trematoda, Strigeidida, Schistosomatidae.